This is a messenger RNA of Propithecus coquereli (Coquerel's sifaka), 1254 nucleotides long. It is a transcript of the gene TMEM45B, whose product is annotated as transmembrane protein 45B. The record is from RefSeq and is a predicted model, not a curated record. The transcript has 6 exons. NCBI's taxonomy places the organism in Eukaryota, Metazoa, Chordata, Mammalia, Primates, Indriidae. Bases 47 to 877 code for a protein of 276 amino acids.
CAGCGGACGGCUCCGAGGCGCUGGGCACAGGUGUCCUGGAACCCUGAUGGCAAACUUCAAGGGCCACGCGCUCCCAGGGAGUUUCUUCUUAAUAGUUGGACUGUGGUGGUCAGUGAAGUACCCACUGAAGUACUUCCAGCAAAAGCAGAAAAACAGCCGACUGCAGCAUUAUCAUCAGCGUCUUGAGAUCAUUGAAGCAGCAGUCAGGACUUUGUUUUCAGUCAUUGGGAUACUAGCAGAGCAGUUUGUUCCAGAUGGACCCCACUUCCACCUAUACCAUGAAAACCACUGGAUAAAGUUAAUGAACUGGCAGCACAGCACAAUGUACCUAUUCUUUGCAGUCUCAGGAAUCGCUGACAUGCUCACCUAUCUGGUCACCCAUGUUCCCUUGGGGAUGGACAGAUUGCUUAUGGCUGUGGCAAUAUUCACUGAAGGUUUUCUCUUCUACUACCACGUCCAUAACCGACCACCACUGGACCAGCACAUCCACUUGCUCCUGGUGUUCGGUUUAUUUGCAGGGGGUGUCAGUGUCUUCCUAGAGGUGAUCUUCCGAGACAAUAUUGUGCUGGAACUUUUCCGAACCACCCUCGUUAUUCUUCAGGGAACCUGGUUCUGGCAGAUUGGGUUUGUGCUGUUCCCACCUUUUGGAACACCUCAAUGGGACCAGGACGAUGAGACAAACAUCAUGUUCAUCACCAUGUGCUUCUGCUGGCACUACCUGGUUGCCCUCUGCAUCGUGGCCACCAACUACUCUCUUGUCUACUGCCUUUUGACUCGGAUGAAGAGACACGGAGAAGGAGAGAUCAUUGGGAUUCAGAAGCUGAAGUCGGAUCACACUUACCAGACCGCCCUCCUGAGUGGCUCGGAUGAGGAAUGAGACUGGGCAGAGGGUGGACGUCCUCACACGGCUCGGGUGAAAGAACGUCACCCCUCCGCUUCAGUGCUUGCUGGCGUCUGCUCUGAAGGGUCUACAUUUCCACAUCCUCAUUUAACACAAGGCUGAAGGUUCUAGUCAGGAAAUUGGGCCUUCAGUGUUGUGUAUAUCUUGCUAUUUGGAUUUUUAAACAUAAUUUAAAGUCUAUGUUGCUGUAGUAUCUUUCAUAAAGAAAAAUGAAGUAAUACCCAUAGGCAGCAAGCCUUUGUGUCUCCAGUGAGAAAUCAGAGACUCUCAUAGCUUUAGAGCAGGAAAGGCCCUCAUGGAUGAGGCCAGGCUAUGGACCCGGCAGGAAAACUUACUGCUUUUGAUAGCCUCCC